GCCACAGAGCUGAGCUCUCAGAAAUAAGCCACAUCCUUUCAUGCAAUGGAGGAAAUUUAUGUCAAACCUGCCAACAAGACUUUUAUUAAAAAACACACAGGUCAAAGGAGCUGCAAGGGAAGCAUUUAUUUAGUUGUUAUUCUGUUGUUGGGGCUGCUGGCUGGAUUUCUCACUCGUGCUUUCUACUACAAAAACUCCUUACAAGAUUCAGCUCAAUAUCUCUCAAUGAGUAACAAACUUUCCUCAAUAACUGAGGAGAGAGACCUGCUGAAGGCCAACAUCACUGAUAUGACCAAAGAGCUGGAGAGACUGCAGGGUUUGUUCAACCAGAAGAAAACAUGUCCUGCGGGAUGGAGCAUGUUCAGAUGUAGCUGCUAUCUCCUCUCUGAAAGAUCUGACUCCUGGCAUUCAGCUAGAAAACACUGCACAGACCAAGGAGCAGAUUUGGUGGUGAUAGACAGCCCUGAAGAACAGGACUUCGUCACUUCAUUCACCCAGAAAGAGACUUGGAUUGGUUUAAAUGACAUAGAACAAGAGGGAACGUGGAAAUGGGUAGAUGGAUCGCCUCUGACUCUGCAAUACUGGGCAUCUCAUCAGCCUGACGACCUGUUGUUUAGUGAGGACUGUGCUCAUAUCAGAUAUCAAGAAACUUCCUGGAAUGAUGAAAGAUGUGAAAAUUCUCUCCAAUGGGUCUGUGAAAAACUACUGUAACAGUUGAAUUUGUUGGAAAAUUGGAUUUGUACAUAUGUUUCAAAUUAAGCUGUGAUUGUUAUUUUAUUAGCAUUUCUAUACAUCCUUUUCUGAAUAAGUAUUAAGCUUUAGUGAAAAACAACCCUUGAAAUAUACUUAUGCCUGUAAUAACAAUAAUAAUAAUGAGUAACUGACCAAUAUUACCUUUUAUUAUAGCACUUUUAAAAACAUACAGUCACAGCACAUAGUUUUACUUUAGAGAAUCAAAUGCAGCCCCUUAUUAGGAACCAGACUGUAGUUCCUGUCAUGGCGGGGAGUCUGUGGUCUGCAUUAGUGUGUGCUCAGUGUGGUUUCAGUCAAAAAUUACUGUCACUGGGGAAAUGGUGUCAACAUGUUUUGAAUAAUUCUGUGGUAUUUUUAUUGAUAAUGUUGGUUUAUUGCAUGAGUUCUGUUUAGAUUCUUUCAGCAGUUGUAACAGUGUUUUGGCAUCUCAAAGAUUAAACCUAAGAGCUUCAUCUAGAGCAGACUGUUAAAAUUGUUACAUUUCAGUCUGCAACAUGUGGGCAUUAUCGAGUAAUUUACCAUACAAUAUUAGAGUGUUUUUAGUUUGAAACAUAGCUAAAAUGUUCUCAGGUGUGCAGACAUGAAACAGCACACAGUGGCUUCUACUGGUUGAAAUCUGCACUGGUUAAACAUUUGCAUUUCAUAUUGCAAAUGCUCGCUUGUCAUUGUGGCUGCUGAAAGCGUUUAAACUAAUGUUAUCUUCACUUUAUUGUUAUUAUUCUAGUUGGAAAACUGAGAUUAUUUUCUCUUGCUGUGUGUGUGUGUGUGUGUGUGUGUGUGUGUGUGUGUGUGUGUUUAGGGUGUUUUACUGUUUUUAUGUGUUUUUCUUAUUUUUUCAAUCUACUGUACAGAUUACAGAAACAAUUGCUUUUACAUGCAUAAAGCAUUUUACUUGCUAAAAAUCUGAAGCAGAAAGUGAUAAGGUCUUGCCAUUGUUAUUUUAACAUUUUUAAUCAUUAAGUGAUGCAUUCUUAUUGAA
Oreochromis aureus is the source of this 1732-nucleotide messenger RNA. RefSeq names its product CD209 antigen-like protein E. The record is from RefSeq and is a predicted model, not a curated record. NCBI's taxonomy places the organism in Eukaryota, Metazoa, Chordata, Actinopteri, Cichliformes, Cichlidae. Bases 46 to 711 code for a protein of 221 amino acids. The transcript is spliced from 6 exons.